UAGGAAAAACAUGUGGGCUGCCAAUUCUGGACUUUUCUCCACUAAUACUGGUCAAGAAUGAACCACUAAUCUUUUACCAGUCAAAGCAGUCUGGUAUUCCUUGCAUUUUAAUUUUUGAGGCAAGGGGGAAGAUGGGCUCGACCGGCAUCUUUGUUACAUUUAAUACAAAGGCCAAUGAGAGAGGGGAGAGAGCCAUAGAGCCGCCUAUCGAACAAUAAUAGCAUGGAGUUCCUCAGCUAUUUCCUCUCCAUCCUUAUCAUCUUCCAUCAUCUCCUCAUCCCUUCCGAAUCCCAGAAUGACUCGUAUUACUAUGAUGCCUGUGCCCCCUACCCCUGUGGCAACGUUACUGUGGCCUUUCCCUUCUUCUUCUCUGAGACCUUCUGUGGCCUCCCCGGCUUGGAGAUCACAUGCAUCUCCUCUACCCCCACCCUCACGCUCUCCGGAGUCCCUUACCAGGUGAAUAAAAUCUUCCUCUUGGAUUGCUUGAUCACAGUCUCUAACACCAAACUCGCUCAGAACCUCCAGUCCAACAGCUGCGAUGGCCUUCAGAACUACUUCCUCCCAGAAGUCAAAUUUUCUCCCCUUCAACUCCCAUCGUGGGUCAUGAACCUUAACUUCUCCUUCUGCAGCCAUCAUGGUGAACUUCCUUUAAAUUUCACAGAGGUUGCUGUGAAUUAUAGUGGGGGCUGUGCUGGGAAUGAAAGUCUCUAUGUAUUUCGUCCAUCUAACAGCAUGUACAGUGGGGAUUCUGCGCUUCCAGCAUCCUGUGUACAUGCUGCACUCCCAGUGGAGCCGCUAGAACUUGGGAGGAAUUUCACACACAGGGAUGAGGUUUUGGCUGUGUUAAAUGAAGGGUUCCCGCUGCAGUGGGACAACUUCACAGAUUGCUGGGAAUGCGUGAGGGAGGGUGGCCGGUGUGGGUACAACAAGAGCACUGGAAAUAUAACGUGCUUUUGCAAGUAUGGAUGCAGUCAAGGAGGAUACCUGGGCGCUGGCAGGUCCAAAGCAUGGAAGAUCAUUCUAGCGGUGGUGGUCCCUACUACAUUCGUUUUACUAGCAGGACUAGUAGCAUUUAUCAAGUUCAGAUCAAGUGCCUUGUCCAUCUUUAACAACCUCUCUAUUAGAAGCAUAAGCCGAAGUGGCAAUGCUGAUGUUGAAGAGUUCAUGAAGAGCUACCGGUCAAUGCUGCCCACAGAUUUUUCCUACAUUGCUGUGAGGAAAAUUACACAUGGCUUCAAAGAAAAGUUAGGUGAAGGUGGCUAUGGAAACGUAUACAAAGGGCAAUUACCAAAUGGUCAACUAGUUGCAGCUAAACUUCUCGAGAAGUCUAAGAAUAAUGGUCGUGAUUUUGUUAAUGAAGUUGCUACCAUCGGUAGGAUUCACCAUGUCAACAUCAUACGGCUUUUGGGAUUUUGCUGCGAUAGCCCGCAUCGAGCUCUAAUCUAUGAGUUCAUGCCAAAAGGAUCACUUGGAGAUUUAAUAUCAAAGGAAGAGAUAAUACAUACCAUCGGAGUUCCACGACUGCUAAAAGUUGCUAUAGGGAUUGCUCGGGGUAUUGAGUAUCUUCACCAAGGAUGUGAGAGAAGAAUCUUGCACCUAGAUAUCAAACCUCAAAAUGUUUUGCUUGACAAUAAUUUCCAUCCCAAGAUCUCAGACUUCGGAUUAGCAAAGUCCUACUCACAUAAAGACAGCACUGUGACUUUGACAGGUGCUCGGGGGACUGUUGGCUAUAUAGCUCCUGAAGUGUUCAUGAGAAACCUUGGAGGUGUUUCACACAAGUCUGAUGUAUAUAGCUACGGGAUGGUACUAUUGGAGAUGGUAAUGGGAAAGAAGAAUGAGAGACCGGAGACAGAUCACUCUAGCAAAGAGUACUUUCCCGACUGGAUAUAUGAUCAAUUGAACCAGUGGCCAGACUUGGAGGGGGAAGAUGUGGUAAUAGAAGAAGAUACUAGUAUUUCGAAAAAGAUGGUCUUGGUAGGCUUAUGGUGCAUACAAACAAAUCCUGUCAAUCGUCCUUCGAUGAGUACAGUACUGGAAAUGCUUUCUGGGGAGGUAGAACGCAUUGAAAUGCCUCCAAAACCUCUCUUAUUUUCUCCACCAAGGCAACAAUUGGAGUGUAAUAUAUCUUAUACAGAUAGUGGCAGAGAAGGUUCUCUUCAUACUCUUGAGACUCUCCAAUCUGUGUAAGAUGAACCAAGAAAGAGGCUACUCAUGAAGAGCAGAUAAGGGUGUCCUCUUGUACCAGAGUAUCAUCGGUUACUUAUCAAUUAUGCGAAGGAAAGAUCAAUCAUAAAGAUCAUGGAAACACUUUUAAAUAGGGAAUUCCUCUGGAGAGGCUUUGUGAUGAUGGGUAGGACAAGAGGCUCCCAGAGAGAGCGAACAAAGCAAUGUAGCUGCCUACAUGAAUGACGAGUGAUUACUGGGUUAGGUGACAUGGAGCCUGUUUACCACCAAAUUUGCGUCUUUGCGGGUAAGCGCAAAAGUUUGUCAUCAUGCAAAAGCAAACUUGCCAGGGCUACCAUUCAUUCAAUUUGUUAGGUAGUGAGAUGGCAUACCAGGCUUGAGCUCUAGACCUCGCAAAAUACUCUCUGUAUCCCUUGCCAUUUCCUCUUUCACAAAGUACUCACGAUAACGAUAUGUGAGUAAUAGGGGAUUACUUUCUGAAUGUGAUCAAGAAACAGUUCUAGUGUGUGGCUUAGAACCACUGCAGUGGCAGUCCCUUGCCGGGUUGUUUGACGUCUCUGCUGGUUUAUGUGGAGAAAUUUUUGGCUGGACCAGGUCCACUGCUGAGUGCAGGCCAAUUCAGCCGGAGGAGACACGGACUGAAGCUCUGUUUCCCUUCUUUUUUUUAUAUAUAUGUUUCGUCGUGUUGCUUUUUGA
Messenger RNA from Phoenix dactylifera (date palm), 2880 nucleotides. Its product is annotated as rust resistance kinase Lr10-like. NCBI's taxonomy places the organism in Eukaryota, Viridiplantae, Streptophyta, Magnoliopsida, Arecales, Arecaceae. The record is from RefSeq and is a predicted model, not a curated record. Gene Ontology annotation, molecular function: polysaccharide binding; ATP binding; protein kinase activity. Gene Ontology annotation, biological process: protein phosphorylation.